UUUUUCUUUUUUUUUUAAUUCAUAAUGUCGCAUUCUUACAUGUCUUCCUUGGAUUCACUUGCCUUGGAACCAACUGAUUAUCAAUCCUCUCAUAUUAAUGAAGAAGAAGCUGCCGCUGACUUGGCUCUUUGGACCAAUGCCAAGUUCACUUAUGAUACAACACCAGGUCAAGGUAUCUUAGAGGAGAAACCCGCCUUUGACUUGGACAAAGUCAUGUACGAACAUUUAUCAAAGUAUUUGGACAUGUCACAAACGUUAACUCCAUCACUCGAUAUGCCUAUGGAAAAUGCAUACAAACCCAUACGACCACAACCUUUACUUCCUAAACCCAUGAUGGAACAACCUUUAUAUUUACUGCCCACUGACGUACCAACACCAACAAAGAAUAACGACAAACGAACAGAAGAUCGAUCAGCAGAUGAAGAUAAACGACGACGUAAUACAGCUGCAAGUGCUCGAUUCCGAAUCAAGAAGAAACAAAAAGAAAAGGCCAUGGCUGAAACUGUCAAGGAAAUGACGGAAAAAGCAGAAAAAUUACAAGGUCGUGUCCAUGAAUUGGAAAAUGAAAUCAAAUGGUUACGUGAACUCUUAUUGGAAAAGAAUUCGAAAUGAUCCCCCUAUUUAGUCCUCCCUCCCUCUUUUGUAUAUUUCUCGUUAUUAUUAUUAUUAUUAUUAUUAUUCUCUUUUGUAUAUCUUCUCAUCUUAUGUUAUUAAAGUUAUUUGAU
Messenger RNA from Halteromyces radiatus, 725 nucleotides. RefSeq lists its product as uncharacterized. Bases 25 to 612 code for a protein of 195 amino acids. The record is from RefSeq and is a predicted model, not a curated record. NCBI's taxonomy places the organism in Eukaryota, Fungi, Mucoromycota, Mucoromycetes, Mucorales, Cunninghamellaceae. Gene Ontology annotation, molecular function: RNA polymerase II transcription regulatory region sequence-specific DNA binding; DNA-binding transcription activator activity, RNA polymerase II-specific. The transcript is spliced from 2 exons. Gene Ontology annotation, cellular component: nucleus. Gene Ontology annotation, biological process: regulation of transcription by RNA polymerase II.